Messenger RNA from Manis pentadactyla (Chinese pangolin), 1930 nucleotides. RefSeq names its product ubiquitin conjugating enzyme E2 M (gene UBE2M). NCBI's taxonomy places the organism in Eukaryota, Metazoa, Chordata, Mammalia, Pholidota, Manidae. The coding region runs from base 997 to 1548 and encodes 183 amino acids. The transcript is spliced from 6 exons. The record is from RefSeq and is a predicted model, not a curated record.
CAACUCCAAAGUGUUUUCCACUCUCUGGCACAAUACAUGUUUUAUUUGUCAAAUUGCCUCAGCCAGAACCUCGGCGAACGGGUUGUUUGGGCUUACGAUGGGACACCGAGAGUGCUCGACCCCGUAGCCUAGGGACAACGUUCCUGACCUCGCCCAGAUUCUGGCCCGCCGCGAUCACUCUAGCGGUCUGACCUCCGUUUGACCCAACCCCGCCGUGGUCUCCACGGGUGGACUCCGAAUGAAACGGCCCGUAUCUGCCCCACUCAAAGAUGGCAGUAGCACCGUCCCCUGCCUGGACCCGCCAGCAUUCCCGGAAAUGACCGCGGAACGGCCUGCACGAACGGAAACCCCCGAACCCAGCCGAAGAAGCCUGAACCCAAAGCCCCAUAGCGGAGCAACGCCGGGCCGCUGUGACCGCGCAGGCGCAAAGCGCAGGCCAAGCGCGAAGAGCCGAAGAGGGCAGGUGGCGAAAAUAUCCGAAGCGGCGGGGGUGCCCGAGGCCGCUGCGGACCGCCGCCCCGAAGCCGCUGCUUGCCGCGCUAGCCGAGCCUCCUCUAGUACACUACCGCAGUCGCCGCCGCCUCCUCCUUCCACCUCGAGACGCACUCCCCUUGCGGAGGGAACGAGUAAACGGGCAAGCGGCCCGGCCCAAGGAGUCUGCGCCCGCAGCCGGGCCUGAGGCUACCUGAGCCAGUGAGGGGGAGGCGGGAGCGGUCGGGUGGGGGCGGAGCCAAGCGGGCCCGAGAACAGCCGAGUCGGCCCGAGCGCCGCCGAGCGAGCCCGAGGCGCCGGGCCUGGCCGAAGCCGGACUACGGGAGCCGACGCGGGCCGCGCGGUGGGCGCGGAGCGGCGCGGCGGGCCGGGCGGACGGCGGUAGUAGCGGAGGAGGCCGCGGCGGCGGGUCCGAGUGGCGGAGGCGGCGCGGGCGGCGGCGGGGGGCCGGGCGGCCGGGGUCCUGGGCCCCGCGGCGGCGGCGGCGGCGGCGGCGGCGGCAGGAUGAUCAAGCUGUUCUCGCUGAAGCAGCAGAAGAAGGAGGAGGAGUCGGCGGGCGGCACCAAGGGCAGCAGCAAGAAGGCGUCGGCUGCGCAACUGAGGAUCCAGAAGGACAUAAACGAGCUGAACCUGCCCAAGACGUGUGACAUCAGCUUCUCAGAUCCAGACGAUCUCCUCAACUUCAAGCUGGUUAUCUGUCCUGAUGAGGGCUUCUACAAGAGUGGGAAGUUUGUAUUCAGUUUUAAGGUGGGCCAGGGUUACCCGCAUGACCCCCCCAAGGUGAAGUGUGAGACGAUGGUCUAUCACCCCAACAUUGACCUCGAGGGCAACGUCUGCCUCAACAUCCUCAGAGAGGACUGGAAGCCAGUCCUUACGAUAAACUCCAUAAUUUAUGGUCUGCAGUAUCUCUUCUUGGAGCCCAACCCUGAAGACCCACUCAACAAGGAAGCUGCCGAGGUCCUUCAGAACAACCGGCGGCUGUUUGAGCAGAAUGUGCAGCGCUCCAUGCGGGGUGGCUAUAUCGGCUCCACCUACUUCGAGCGCUGCCUGAAAUAGGGUUGGCGUGUACCCGCCCCCUGCCAGGGCCACCAGCCCUGGCAUCCCCUGCAAAUAUUUAUUGGGGGCUACAGGUGGGGGUCAUGGGGUGGCCGGUGGGGGAAUCCCAUACCCUGGCCUUGCCUCCCCUCCCUGCCACCUGCUCCUACUUAUUUUUCUUUUUAACCACCAUGUGAUUAAGGUCGGCACUGCCUCCCCCGACCCACUCAGCUAUGGGAAAUGAAUUGGCUUGUCUAGUCCCCCACCCCCGCUGGGUGCUAUCCAGUCCCCCACUCUGGGCUCUGGGGUGGGUGGCCAAGAGGACUGGGUGGCCAUGGACCCGGCACCCCACCCCUCCACCACUGGAGGUCCCACCAGGCUAUUAAAGGGGAAUGUUACUGCA